Messenger RNA from Protopterus annectens (West African lungfish), 3955 nucleotides. It is a transcript of the gene PRRG1, whose product is annotated as proline rich and Gla domain 1. Gene Ontology annotation, molecular function: calcium ion binding. The coding region runs from base 85 to 810 and encodes 241 amino acids. The record is from RefSeq and is a predicted model, not a curated record. The transcript is spliced from 4 exons. NCBI's taxonomy places the organism in Eukaryota, Metazoa, Chordata, Ceratodontiformes, Protopteridae. Gene Ontology annotation, cellular component: extracellular region.
GGAGAAUCUGGCAACGCUUUGUGAAGUUUGGAUGAGUGAUUAGACUAUCAGAACUUGUUUUCCAGUGUGCCAGGAACGACUGCCAUGGGAAGUGUAUUUCUAUCUGCAAAUGACGCAAAUACAGUACUGAGAAGGAACCCAAGAGCAAACUAUGCAUUUGAAGAAAUUAAACAAGGGAAUAUUGAGAGGGAAUGCAUGGAAGAACUGUGUACUUAUGAGGAAGCAAGAGAAGCUUUUGAAAAUAAUGAAAAAACUAAAGAAUUCUGGAAAGAUUAUGAAAAAGGACUCAAAGGGAAUAGUUCAGAGACAGAUGGCCAUUUUUAUACCAUGUAUCUGCUGGCACCACUGUUGACAAGUUUUGUUUUAAUCAUCUUAAUUUUAUUUCUAAUCUGGAGGUGUCACUUUCAGAAGGGAACUCUCAGGCGAGCUGCAUACAGCUCGCAAGUACAACGUGUUGGCUCAAAUCAGAAUACGUCUGUCGUGAUUGAUCACAGUCAGUCAAAUGUUCGGCAGUCUGGUGUUGCAUUUUCCAGAAAUGACCUCUGUGGCAGCGCAGGACUUGUUGUGAGUUUGCCAUUAAAUGUACGUGGACAUUCAGAUUCCGAAUCAACAAGAUUGUCAAAUGGUGAUCCACCUCCAUCCUAUGAAGAAGCUACUGGGCACAGUGUUGCUUGUAGAAGUGGUACCAUGGAUCCUCAGCAACACACAGAUCUGCCUCCACAGUAUGAAGAAAUUAUGAUCUCUCCCUUGCAGAACAGUGAAGGAUCUGCAGCAGCUUCUCACACAGUUGCUGGGGUCAAAUUAAGUUAAAAUAUUCAUUAAUUUGUCUCUGAUAUAAUCACUAAUAUAAACAUUUGUUUUAAUUUAGCACUUUAUUGCCACUUAGAGCCAAACACUACCUCUCAGUGUAUGGGAGCAAAGUAUGUGAUUUUAAGCAUAACUGGCUGGCAAGUGAUGAAAGUGACAGAAACCAGCAUGUUUUAAAGGGCACAUGUUCUGCUUAGUUGUUUGAAGUGACUUUUGAGGGUGCAUUCAAUGAGGUACUUACCAACCUGUAGUUUGCUGUGGUCAUUUACCAUUGCUGUUGAUUUGUUAUAAAGGUCAAGGAAGGUUAUUUCAUUGUGAGUUUUUGGGGUAGAUGACUGGAAUUAAGAUGAAAAGAAGACUAAAAAAUGAACCAUUAAGUACUGAAUUUAUUUUACUCAGUGUUAAGAAAUACAGCCAUAUUUGUAUGCACUAAAGUUAGAUCAGAGCCAUUUUGUGAAAUCUCAUAUUUACAUAAACGUGUAUGUCCUUCCUGUGAUCACCGUUGCAGUAUUAAUUAUAAUUAUAAGGGAUAGCCACACUUGUUCAAGGUACCAAAACCUAGGUGUCUUCCUCUUUCACCUUACAUCUGACUGUGACUGAAGCAUGAAGCAUGGCAAAACUAUGUUGUACAUAAGGAACAUACAGAUGUGAAGUACCUCAUAACGGUCUUGCUGCCAGCCAGAACACUGAACCUGCAUUUCUUUUUUGGUCUAUCAGAUAUCCAAUCAUUGCUGGUUCCAUUUGCGUAGAGCAGAUUAGUAUCUUUUGGGGCACUUCCUCUUUUUUUUCCUUUUUUGACUAAAAUUCAAGCUAUUUCUCGUCAGCUAGGAAGGGAAAAUGCGGUUGUGGGCGUAAAAUACCUUGUAGGGACAAUUAUACUAAAUGUUUCUAUUGCCUUGGAGUCCGUCACAGUUACAGAAAUCUUUCUCUUUGCCAGUCCUUUGUCUCCAAGACCCAUAGAAGCUGGUUGCUUUCUCUUAUGAUUUAUAUUGAAAAACAUAUUCUCAGAGCUUUUGCAUGUUAAAAUGGAUUCCAUUGUUUCCAGCCCAGAUGUCUCGGAUCAGCCCAAAAAGAAGCUUAAAAAAACAAGUCUAAUGCUUCGAUUGUCCGCUCAGACCAAGACCUCUCUUUUGUGUCUCCUGAUAACUCUUUGGACUGUCUGGAUGCUUCGACUUUUUUUUCUGUAUUGCCUCUCCAGACUCUGUCAUGGCAUUGCCUCGUUAAAUAUUCUCCCACUGUUUCUACUGCAGUGGGGGAGUCGAGGUUAAUUAUUUCAGAGGAUCCUGAUGACAUUCCUCUAAUUGUUUUAGAGAGGAAGUGUCGGGAUCCCUGUAGGGGUCUGAACCUUCUCAGUUUGUGGAAGUUCUUCCAUCCAAGAAAAAGCAGAAGACUAAGCAUACUUCUCUUCCCCGUGCUGUCAGAGACCGUCAGAAGGAGUGGCAUGAAUUUUCUCAAUGGUUGUUAGCCAUAGUGUCUAUUAAGCCUCUCCAGUUCUUGCUUAUGCCUCCUUCAUUCUGCUGUUCCUCAUCAGAAAAGGCACUGAGAUUUCUCUUUAGAAGGAGGGGGAUUUGGAUUCUGAAGAGGAUUCCUUGGCUUAUUCUCAGAUUCACCACCCAGAAGAGUAGGAGUCAGAAGAAGAGGACACCAUUUCCCUGGAUUUUCCCUUGGGGGAUUUUUUCUGUAGACCUACAGUAUUAAGGAUGCUGCAGCAUUUUCAUUAUUAAGGCAAAUUGGUGUCAGACAUGCGGAAAAAAAUAUUAUAGGAUCUGAUGAGAUGUACACAAAGUCCCAAAACCGUCUGCCAUUCCUCUGAUGAUCUUCGUGUUUCACUGUUGCAGUCAUCACAUUUGGGUUAUCCAUGCCAGGGUAGCCCUCUGCCGACCCCGAAUACCAGAGACUUAGUAUUUCUGCGUUGGUUGCUGUUGCUUGACUGAUAAAAUAAAUAAUUUUACCCUGUAGGCAUCUCACUGGAAUUUGAUAAGCCUGCUAAACUCCUGCUUACUUCUAAUGCCCUCGGCAAUGAUAAAGAUAUUAAAGAUAUUAGAACAAUUGACAAGUGUGAAAAAAUGUUUGCACCUCAUCUACCUUGGCCUUUCAUGCUCUUAAUUAUCAGAUACACAUAACUAGGUAUUUCUCAUCUUUAUUGGGGGACCUUGGAAAACUUUUGUUUGAUAUGCCUGAUUCUGAAAUUGCCUUCCCCUGUUUCUGUACUAAAUUCUACUUCUUAGUAGCUAAGCAUUGUAUGAAAUUUAACUGUUAUGCAGCUGUUGUUUCCUCCAGAGCAGCUGCUACUGCUGCUGUGUUGAGAUUUUCAUAACUUGUGCUCCAGUCUCUUCCUGAGGGGAAGUCUAAAAUCCUGGCUGCACCUCUGGAUAGAGAUUGCUGUCUUUGGACCUGCUGCUGACGUUUUCAAAAAUCUUCAAGCAAGAUUAUGCAGGAUUUUAAACUGAUCUUUCUCUUUCCUGCUCCUGAAUUUCAAAGAAAUUAUCCUGCUAAAGCUGGCCUUCUUUCAUAACUAACAUAAGGCAUCCUGAAAAGGUAAAAUAUGUUGGAAAAAUGAGAUCUCAAAACACACACAAGUGGGAAUUUAAGGGAGCUAAAUCCCUGUUUCCUGACAAACAAGCCUCCUGUCUGUUUUUGCUUCCCACACCUCUUCCCCACCUUGGUCUACUUUUAACCCCUCUAUCAGAAAGACUUUCUCUAUCCUUUCUAGUCUGGGAAUAUCUUACCAAAGACCAUUUGGGUUCUUUCAGCAAUUCAAAGUGGAUACUGGAUGUCAUAUCUUUCUCCUUCCCACAGGUUAGGCAUUCCUGCUAUUCCAUCAAGCUAACUCCAUUUAAUCCCUCUGAUACAAAGAAGUAGUUACCCUUCAUUAGAAAAGGAUGGGGUUCUAUUCAGAACUUUUCCUGGUUCCAAGGAAAAGAGGGAAAAUGGAGACCUCUUUUUGUAUCUGAGAGUUUCAAAGUUCGGAAUGCAUAGUGUCCAGUCUCUGCUUCUCCUGAUUCUGCUUCAAGCUUUUUUUGGUAACCUUGGAUGUAAAGGAUGUAUGUCUUCAAAUUGUAAUCCAAACAGAUUACAGGAAACUGUUCAUUGUGUUUCACUGUUGCAGUCAUUACACUUGGGUUAUCCUGCUAGCAGGCUACCCGCA